This is a messenger RNA of Aspergillus ochraceoroseus IBT 24754, 1590 nucleotides long. Its product is annotated as lactonase family protein. Lineage: Eukaryota; Fungi; Ascomycota; Eurotiomycetes; Eurotiales; Aspergillaceae. The coding region runs from base 62 to 1357 and encodes 431 amino acids. Gene Ontology annotation, molecular function: protein binding; 6-phosphogluconolactonase activity. The record is from RefSeq and is a predicted model, not a curated record. The transcript is spliced from 2 exons.
AUAUAUAUAUAUAUAUUGUUGAUUGCCUGUUCCUCUUCCUCAAAUAAAAACAAACCACAACAUGAAAUAUCCAUAUUAUACCUCCCUUCUGCUCGGCCUCAGCCAGAGUCUACCGUCCGCCGCCGCCUCGAUCGCAACCCUCUACGCCACGCACUACUCCACCGGCUCCGUCUACAGCUUAUCCCUGGACCGAGCCACCAACGGCUCCUACUCGCUUUCGAUCGCCUCCUCGCUCAAAACAUGCGGUCCCUAUCCGAGCUGGGUGACGUUCGAUGCCGCCACGCGCACCCUGUACUGCUCGGACGAGAACGGCGGGAGAAGCACCAACGGCUCGUUGACGGCCCUCGCGGCCCCCCAGGGCGACGGGAUGCUCGCGGAGCUGGCGAGGACGGAUGCCGCGCCGGGCGGGGGGGUGAACAGUGUGAUUUAUGAAGAUGGCCGGGGGGGGAAGUAUCUUGCUAUUGCGCAUUAUGCUGGCUCCGCCCUCUCCACUUUCUCUCUUCCCAUCUCCUCCUCCUCCUCCUCCGCCGCCGCUGCGGACCCCCUCCAGGUCUUCCCCUUCCAAUUAUCCUCCUCCCCCGGCACUGUCCCCGACCGUCAGGAGGCCCCGCACCCGCACCAAACCCUCCUCGACCCCACGGGUGCCUACGUGCUCGUGCCCGAUCUAGGCGCCGACCUGGUCCGGGUCUUUGCCAUCGACAAGCAAUCCGGCCAGUUGACCAGCUGUCCAAGUCUGCCGUAUACGCCGGGCGGGGGGCCGCGACAUGGCGUUUUCGCGGCGGGGGGCCCCGUCUCUAGGGUGAAGGGCCACAAACCACCACCAGCAGAAGGGCAGACAAUCCUCUACGUAGCCGGGGAAUUGAACAAGGAGGUCGAAGCCUUUGUCGUUUCCUACCCGUUGCCGUCUGACAAGACCGCCACCACCACCACCACCACCACCCCCGGCUGCUUGUCUUUCAACCGAAUCCAGUCCCUCACGCCUUACCCGGACCCUGGGCUGCCGGCCGGUGCCUCGCUCGCUGAGAUCCGCCUCGUCCGGGACCAUGUCUACGUGUCUGUCCGGCUGGAUGGCGCGUUCCCGCCUGACGAUUCCGUUGCCACCCUCAACCGCCACCGCAACGGGACCUUGCGCUUGGACGAGAUUACUUCGUCGUACGGUGUGAUGCCGCGCACCAUGGCGGUCAAUAAGGCCGGCAAUCUCGUCGCCGUCGGCAACCAGCUUUCGUCCACCGUGGCGAUUGUGCCCAGGGAUGUCGUCACGGGGAAACUGGGUGAGGCCCUGGCGGUUUUGCAGGUGGGAGUGCCGGGGCAACCGGAUACCAUGGAGGGGUUGAGUAGUGUGAUUUGGGCGGAAUAGUUUCUCUUCAUCUGGCCAUCUUACUCGGGCUGACUAGGGUUCGAUAAUAGGGAUCGAUAUACUUGUAUGAAGUGAUUGUGAUAGAUAGAUGUCUUUUCAUAGCCUAGCUGUACUGUUCAACCCCGGCGUGUCGCACUGGAUAUCAGCAGUCAAAUCUCAUCACAAAUAAACCAGUACCAAAAUGCCACCAUCGUGUAUAAACCGCCCGAGUUAUAAUACGAACCAACAUGCGC